AGCGCAGGAGGGGGAGGGGGAGGAACCGUCACCACGGGCGCCUCCGGCACUGUCUGCGGCUCUUCCAAAGCCCUGCCCGUUGAGGCGGGCCCUGGAAGACGAGCCACAGCUUGGGGAGAGAAGAAAGUGCCGCCGGCCGAUGGGCUGGCAGGGUUGAAGCCGCCCAGGGUGGUGUACACGGCGGGGGGCUCCUGCCUGGCUGGAGGGCAGCACGGCCCUCCCGGGUGUUGAGUAGGUGAGAGAGGCGCUGGUGGCACCCCGAGCAGCUGGUUCUGCUUGUGCAAGUCGGCCAGAGCCUUCACGAACCCAUCGGCGAAGCCCUCCUGCUCCUGCGUCACCGCUUGCUGUUGGGCUGAGUGCUGCGGGGACCGAAACAAGAAAGAACCCCCGGCUGCUGCUGCUACCGACACCGAGGGCCCUCCGCCGGUGGGGCUGGCCGGACCGGCAAGGCCCGGGCUACCCGCUUGGAUAAGCAGUUGUUCAAGAUCGGCGGCCGCCGGCAGCUUCAGCAAAGGCUGCAACACGCCUGAGCCCACCUCUGGGCCGCCGCCGGGCGCCUCCUGAAUGAGGCGGUGCACGGCGUUGCUGGUGCCACCCCGAGGGCGCAGCGAGGAGAAGGGACUUGCCGGUGGCAAGGCGACGCUGGGAGAAGCCACCGCUACCAAGUCCCGCUGCUGCUUCUUCCCGGCGAGGAGCAGCUUGUGCUGCUGGUCCGCCCCGCUUUCUUCAGCAGGUUCAAGCCCCGAAGGUCCCCCUGCGCCGGGCCCGCCCCCGAAGCCCGGCAGUUGCACGAAGUCAGGGAGUAGCUCCAGCCCUUCCUCGCCGUAGAAGGGGGCCACCUCCAUUUUCACAGCCACGCGGGCGCCCGUGCGCCCGCCGCCGCUGCUCAUGCUGGGUGGGACAGCAAGCGGCCCCGGAGCCCACGUCGCUGCUGGUGCUGCUGCUGCCGCCGCCACUAACUGAGACUUCUUUGCUUCCAGCAAGGGGCAAGUGGCGAUGCAGGCUUGUCCGUGUCCGCCGCUUCAAACCCGUCGGCAGCAGAGUUUCACGGGUGGCGGCCGGCUCCCCAUCUCCUGCCCCGGGGCAGCCGCCCAGGGCUCGCCGCUUUCGACUUGUGGCAUUUUCGGGAAGAAAACUCUUUCUCCCUUCCAGCCAGAGGAACUGAUGUCAAAACGCCUCGCCUUAGUAGUUCCUGCCGCUCCGCCUUUCCUGGCUGGGGCCGCCGCGGCCACACUGCCCUCUAGCUCCGGCGCAGCCGAGGCGGGCGGAACGACAAAGCGGCAUUUGGCUGGCUCUUCUGCUGUUCUUGCCCUCCUUUUUGUUUACAGGAGACGAACAUAAACAAAAUAAAAGGAAAGAGGGCGCCACUGCUCCAUAGAUUGUGGGAUGAACUAUUUCAAAUAAGUAGAGGCCACUCUUGAUGCGCAAGCUCGACUUUCGACCCAUGCCAUUUGAAGAAGGCAACCAGCCACUGCUCGGGCGCACGUACGCUUACAGGCGCAGGGAGCCAAAGUAGGGACGUUAAAAUCUGACUUGCUGCUCCUAUUGGCCGCUCUAAGUUAGAGACGCACCCGCACCCAAACAUUGCGAGGCGUGACCAAAAGCCAAAGAGCGAUGCGGAGUUCUCGCGAGAGUUGGACUGAAGCUGGCACCGCCAUGUUGAGGUAGGGAGAGGCCACAUCCAGCUUAUGCCGUUCUUCGGGGUUUUUUAUUUUAAAAAAGGGACGCGAAGACCUCACGGAGGUAUUUAGAGCCACGCAGGUUUUUAACUGUGUUUUCGACCUCGCGAAAAAUUACAGUGGUGGCGGAGAGGCGGCAACGAGAGGAUGGUGCAGUCCUGCUCUGCCUACCGUUGCCGAAAUCGAUACGACAAAGAGAAGCCCGUCUCUUUUCACAAGUUUCCCCUCACAAGACCUGAUCUCUGUAAGAAAUGGGAAGCUGCUGUUAGAAGAAAAAAUUUCAAACCAACAAAAUAUAGCAGCAUUUGUUCUGAACAUUUUACUCCAGAUUGCUUCAAAAGGGAAUGCAACAACAAACUACUAAAAGACAAUGCUGUGCCGACAAUAUUUUGCCAUACAGAACCAAAUGUGAAGUCUGAAGGCACUCAAGAACCACUUGAAGUACCAUCUCCCCCUUCUCCUUCACCUCCACCUCUGCUACAAACCGAUCCAAGACUAGUAGACCCAAGCAUUGGAUUAUUAAUGCCUCCGCUUCAUACUCCCAAUAAUAUUGCUGUUUUUUGUGAUCACAACUAUACUGUAGAAGAUACAGUACAUCAGAGAAAAAGAAUUCAGCAGCUGGAAGAGCAGGUGGAUAAGCUGAGGAAGAAGCUUAAGACUGCACAGCAGCGAUGUAGGCGUCAGGAGAAACAGAUUGAAAAACUGCGAGAGCUUGUUCAGUUUCAGAAGGAAAAAGACAUGUUGUCUGGCAAAGGUGGCUAUGUGAUACUACCUAAUGACUAUUUUGAAAUUGUAGAAGUACCUGCCUAGGAGGCUUCAUCUAUAUUUAUGGGGUACUGGCAAAUUUAGCCUCAUCAGACUAAGUCAGAAGUUCAGUUUAAAAAUGCAAUGGCUUUCUAGUUCUGUGUAGAAGAUACUUCAGCCCUUGAAAAUAAUAAUAAAAAAU
This is a messenger RNA of Rhineura floridana, 2625 nucleotides long. RefSeq names its product THAP domain containing 1 (gene THAP1). NCBI's taxonomy places the organism in Eukaryota, Metazoa, Chordata, Lepidosauria, Squamata, Rhineuridae. The record is from RefSeq and is a predicted model, not a curated record. The transcript is spliced from 4 exons. The coding region runs from base 1827 to 2489 and encodes 220 amino acids. Gene Ontology annotation, molecular function: sequence-specific DNA binding.